Molecule: messenger RNA, 1539 nt
Organism: Aspergillus alliaceus
Lineage: Eukaryota; Fungi; Ascomycota; Eurotiomycetes; Eurotiales; Aspergillaceae
Exons: 7
Coding region: 1-1539 (512 amino acids)
Biological process (GO): mycotoxin biosynthetic process
Source: RefSeq, a predicted model, not a curated record
AUGAUCUUUGCGAUAUCUCUACUUCUUCGUGGAUUGAUGAGGGGGUAUAUGUCGUUCGACAGGCCUUGCACAAAACGAUUGUCGGCAUGGGCCCCCAUGUUAGAAGCAGUAGAAUAUGAAUGGACCCAAUACAAUUCCGACCAACUAUCUACUGAGUUUGCCGGUUCACCAACAUCAGAAACCGAGACAAAUUGGAUGAACCAAUAUCACCAUGGAUUUAUCCCAUAUCCCUAUGAUCAAAUCGCGCGGCUGAACAAAUCAACGGAGAGAGACUGGUGGAUUCACGACGGCAAGCUUGUUACCCUCACGGAGUGGGCCCAUCAAGUACACUGUCUCGGUCUUAUUAGGCAGUGGAUCUACCGUGACCAGUUCGACUACUCCGACUUCACGAAUACUAGUUCCGUUCGUUUUCACAUACACAAGAAUCACUGCUUCCUCAUACUUAAGACCAUGAUUGAAUGUCAAGCAGAUGUCACCCCUGUCCUCUUUGAGAAGGAUUUAUCGGGUGUCGGGGCGUGGAAGCUUCGUGAUGCACCGCGCAAAUGUCGGCGGAAUCAGGCGUUGGUCGAGUUCAUUGAGGAGAAUAAGAUCUUCCUAUUUAUAACUACAAGUGGUUUGGUCAUCGACAGGGAGGAGGACAAAAGUACCCUUUCAGAGGCUAUGCGGGGUUUAAGACGGCCUCAUAGGUUACCAGAAUUUAUCAGAAAGUCAUAUCGGAGAUGGCCGCUCUCAAUAGGAGAUCGAUCCACAUAUUUACUCUGGUUAAACAUCGUUCUUUUUCUGACCUCAGGCUUCCUAUUUUGGGUAUCUUUACAGGAUACAAGAAGUUCCAUGAGGGAACAGGUUUCUAUGCCUUCCCCUGUCCUAAACGGAGAGGACAUAUCAUUCUCUAACAGACGUAUGGACGCCACACUCUUCCCCGAUGACAACCCGAACAUCUUCCGUCAAGAACCAAGUCCAGAGGUCGACCGAGCAUGGUCAAUUAUUUCGGAUACGCGACCAAUCCCAAUCUCCCGAGAAGAUGUACUCUCCAUCGGAAAAGACCCAGCCAUGGCUGUCAAGCUUUCACCGGAUUUCGGGCUGGGAGACGACGUAUACGCCGGCCGGAUCGAUGUCCUACACCAGAUCCAUUGCCUAAACGCGCUACGCAUGGAGGCCUAUUUUGACUACUACUACGGGGAGAAAUAUCCAGAGGGCUUCAAUCAGACGGAUGAGAAACACCGCUACCAUCUCUCCCAUUGCAUAUACAUGCUCCUGCAGAAUAUUCUCUGCCGUGCGAAUACGGAUAUUUACACGCAUAUGUGGACGGAUGCGGUGGGCCACCCUUGGCCGGAUUUUAAUAUCCCACAUAAAUGUACGAAUUUCCGGGCGAUCUUGGAGUGGCAGCGGGGGCAUGGCGUGGAUGAGCAUAUGUUUGUUGAUAUGAGGAGGCCCGUUGAUCAGCAGCCACAUCGGAUGAGUAGCAAGUUUAAGAAGGUGAAUGAUCCAGAGCGGUUUGGCCAUUUGGAGGACAAUCGAUACGAUGGGGAGAAUGCGUAG